CACUUGUCAUUGUUGUCAAAUCCUUUUAUUAAUUAAUCUGUUGACAGAUUGAGGUAAAACAGUUUCUCGAGGGGAAAAAAAAAAAACAAUCAGGGACGACCUGAAGGACACUGACAGACAAAUGACCGGUCGCUUCGGAGUUAUUGGGUGCUUGGCGGUUAUAGCCGCCGUGGUAAUGGGUGCAGCAGCCGACACGUACACCGUUGGAGACGAUUUAGGGUGGACGGUUCCUCCCGGCGGCCCUAUUGCGUAUUCCGUUUGGGCCGACAAGGAAACUUUCGAGGUCGGAGACACCCUAGUAUUCAACUGGACCGGGACACACAACGUGGCCAGAGUAUCAACCAAGGCAGAAUUCGACAACUGCACCGCGAACAACGUCAUCGGCACGAUCCAGACCGCCAGCCCGGCUAACUUCACUCUCGAUACCAACGUCACCCACUACUUCAUCUGCACCAUCGAGUCCCAUUGCUAUCUGGGCCAGAAGGUGGAAAUCACCUUCGGCAACAGCGCUUCACCGCUCGCCGCCGGGGCCUUCUCGGUGGUUCUCUUCGCCCUGGCCGUCUCUCUCAUGAGUCACAUGUAAAUCAGCGUCCAUUAUAUCUAUAGCAGAUUUCUUGCCAGUGGUUUUAGGAUUCAGUUUAUACACCUUUAAUUUUGUGAUUUAUUCGAGUGUAAUAAAGUAAUCUGAUUGAUUACAGAUUGUGGGAUUUGUUUACUGUACUCUCUGCAUUGAUCAACGAAGCGUUCUUUUAAUA
Molecule: messenger RNA, 755 nt
Organism: Rhododendron vialii
Lineage: Eukaryota; Viridiplantae; Streptophyta; Magnoliopsida; Ericales; Ericaceae
Product: cucumber peeling cupredoxin-like
Exons: 2
Coding region: 122-583 (153 amino acids)
Cellular component (GO): plasma membrane
Molecular function (GO): electron transfer activity
Source: RefSeq, a predicted model, not a curated record